AUGGUCCUGCGCAUCCAGACGAUCCGCAAACGACUAGCUAACAAUUACAGCAUCAGCAUCAGCCUCACACACAUCCCUAGCCACAUUGAUGAUAAGAAAGCCGCCGCCAAACGCAACGGACCGGACGCGCUCUACAAACUAGAACUCAAGAUCAAGGAGCUGGAGCUCCUUCUCCCCAGCAAGAUCAAUCAGUACUUCAAUGGAAAUGAGAAAGCCGACAAGCUAGCCAAGGAGGGCAUCGACAUGCCCCCUGUCAUUGCGAAGUGGGAAAUACAAACUGGCUCCGAACAGGCCACCAUUUUCAACCUCGAGGGUGUACCCAUCGAAGGCGGAAUCCCCGCAUACGCCCAGACCGUAAGAACCGAAGCACGCCGAUGGCUCACCAAGCAGACCAUAUAUGCCGACCAGCUGUGCCCAUCCUGCGGAUCCAAGGAAACACAGGACCAUGCCCUGAGCGAACAGUGCGCCCUGACCCUCGCUAGCAAAACCGCGCUUGCCACAACCACCCAGAACAUUAUAGCAACGGCAGCUAACGCUAACAACAACCACUCCAACCGGCUCCCCCCGUGGUACGGCUCGGCGGUCACCCCUGCCCUAGAUGUCUCAAUCCCCCACUUCGACGACCUCAGCGGUUACGACCACACACUGGGCAAAACAGGACACGUCCCCAAAGCCCUCCCCAAGGCACUCGCCUACUUUGGUAUUACCGGAAGCAAGGCGGAGGACGUUGCAGUGGAGCUGUGCGCCGCGGUCCUCGCGCACCACCACGAAUUAUGGCGCAAACGAUGCAGCCUGCUCUACGAACCGACAACCCUUAAGAAGGCAAGCGACAAAGCGUUCACAGAAACAAACGGCGGUUAA
Molecule: messenger RNA, 861 nt
Organism: Acanthamoeba castellanii str. Neff
Lineage: Eukaryota; Discosea; Longamoebia; Acanthamoebidae
Exons: 2
Coding region: 1-861 (286 amino acids)
Source: RefSeq, a predicted model, not a curated record